AUGUACCGCUCGACUAAGGGAGCCUCCAAGGCCAGACGGGACCAGAUCAACGCGGAGAUCCGCAACCUGAAGGACUUGUUGCCCAUCUCCGAGGCGGACAAAGCCAAGCUGUCGUACCUUCACAUCAUGUCGCUGGCGUGCAUGUACACCAGGAAAUCCGUCUUCUUCUCAUCGCCAGAGGCCGGAAGCGCAUCAGCGGAGCCGAGCGCCCGCUUCCUGUCCAUGCCCGAGCUGUCCGACCUGAUGCAGGCCCUGCCGGGCUUCCUCAUGCUGCUCACCGCCGAGGGGAAGCUGCUCUACCUGUCCGACACCGUCUCGGACCACCUGGGUCACUCCAUGGUGGACUUGGUGGCGCAGGGAGACAGCGUGUAUGACAUCAUUGACGCUUCAGAUCAGUUGACUGUCAGAAAUUAUCUCUCCAGCACAACCUCCCCCGAGAUGGAUCGGUUGUUCCGCUGCCGCUUCAACACCUCCAAGUCGGUCCGCAGGCAGAGCGCCGGGAACAAGUUGGUUCUGAUCCGAGCUCGCUGCCUCUUCGCUCCCUCCCCUUCGCCCUCCGCCGCUGGGGCCGGCAGCGCCGCGGCCGGAUCCUACUGGACCUCUAAUCCGGUCUGGGUGUGUUUUUGCACGCCUUUGGAGAGCCACCCCGCCCGCUGCGGACCGGAGAGCACAUCUGGCGGACCCCAGCUGGCCGACACCAACCUGUUUUUGGAAGGGUUUCACUCCCAGCACGGGCGAGACAUGAGGCUGCGCGCUGCAAAUGACAGUGUGCACUCUUAUCUGGGCUACGACGCGGCCAUGUUAUCCGCCUGCUCCUGGUACAGCCUCCUCCACCCGCACGAUCUGUCACACGCCUCCGCUCAGCACCGCAGCCUGCUGCGAGAGGGAGGAGAAGGCCGAGCCGAGAUGGUCGUGCGCCUGCAAGCUCGGGACCAGACGUGGGUUUGGCUCUACAUGGUGCUCCAGCUCCAGCCCGGAGACGUCCCCAUCAGCAGCAGCAACUACGUCAUCAGCGAGUCCGAGGCCUGGUCAGUGCGUCAACAGCUGAGCUCCGAGCAGACUCAGCUGAGUCUCGUCCUGAGCUCCGGCCCCUCCCAGCAGGAAAGCCUCCAGUCCCCCGACACCCUGUCCAGCCCUGACCAGGUUUUCACACCGGGCAGCAGCGGCCUGUCGGGCCAGUCCUUCGACUUCAGCACGGCGGGCUGCAGCGUGGCCUCCUCCGACGAGCGGGCGAGCUCCGCGACGGAGGCGAUGCAGGUGGAGGGGGAGCCUCGCUCCAGCAUCUCGUCCCUGGAGGAGGAGGCCUUCUUCCAGCCCCCUCCGGUCUGCAGCCCCUCGACGGCGCCCUCUCCGACUCCUGUCACGGUGGAGACCGUGUCCGAUUUGGACUUUUUAACCCAGAACAUCCUCAUGCCGCCCUCGUUCGAGUUGGACCCCCCUUUGCCGGCUCUUCCCUUGCCGCUCCCGCCGGUGCCCACCUCGCAGGCUCAGCAGACCAAAGAGUUUGUCUGCACGCCUCCGUACACCCCCCACAUUGGAGGGGCUAGCUUCCCGUUCGGAGAACCCCUCUUCAGCUUCGACCCCACCGGCACGACCACGCCCCCGCCGUCCGCCACCACGGCGACGGCCACCACCUCCAUGGCCGCUUCCGCUUCCUCCGCAGCGCCGCCUGCCACCACCGCCUCCAGCCCCGCGCCCCCCACCACCCUGUCCACCAAGAUCCCCCUCAGUCUUCCCAACCUGUCCACCGAACUCCUCUUCGCGGCGGAUCCCUGCUGCGGAGGCCUGUACGAGAAACUGCCCCCCACGCCAGACAGCCCGGGGGACGGCGACUGCACGGUGAUGACCCUCCCCGAGGUUCGGGGUCCACUCUACGUCGACGUGCCCCUGGGGCCUCUUCAGUGUCCCCCCGAGGGGCUCCUCACGCCCGAGGCGUCGCCAGGAAAACAACCUUGCCUCUCUUUCUUCUCCCUGGAGAGAGAGCGGGAUAAGGAGAGGGCGGAGAUCUCCCUGCUGGCCCAGCACAUCAGCUCCCUGGCGGAGGGCUUCUACCUGGACCCCCUCCUGUCCAAGCUAUCCCCUACGUCCAUGUCCCCCUUGUCCAACCCUCCAUCCCCCUUCCAAGCUCCCGCCGAGAUGCUUCGGGAAUUUUAUCCCAUCAAAGCGUGGCGAGGCCUGGACAUCCCCCUGUUCCUGGAGGACGAGACCUCUCUGUUUGAAGAGAGCAUCCUAGACACCUUCCUCCAAGACGCGGCCCCUCAGCCGCCCUCACCGAUCCCCGACCCGGACCCACCGAGCCCGGUCUCUCCGCAGACACCAGUGCGCUGGCACCAAGCCUCCCAGUUUGGGGAAGCGGGCCAAUUCUGUAGCGUCCAAUCGGCGCAAGCUAACUCGGCGGACGGGCGCGGGGAGACCGACAAGGCCGCAACGGAGGAGGAGACGACGGAGGAAGCCAUGGAAACGGAGGUGGCGUCAUCUCCCGUGACCUCGUGUUCCUCCAUACCGGCUUCUCCUCCCCUCAUCCUCACCGCCUCGCCGGGGCCCGCCAGCGCCGCCUCCACCACGCCGGUCGUCUCCCCCGCACCCGCCGCCUCCCGCGCUCAGUCCCUCCUGGAGGAACUGGCCGUGCUGGAGCCCAUGUUUGGGGCAGGUGCCUCGAUCGCCCCCGGUUUAGGGCAACAACCUGAGUUGUAUCAACUCCAGUGUCAUCCAUCGCCACAGUGCUUCCACAAAGAUGGGAGUGGAAGCAUCCCUCCGUUCUAA
This is a messenger RNA of Syngnathoides biaculeatus (alligator pipefish), 2763 nucleotides long. It is a transcript of the gene npas4a, whose product is annotated as neuronal PAS domain protein 4a. The transcript is spliced from 8 exons. Gene Ontology annotation, molecular function: DNA-binding transcription factor activity, RNA polymerase II-specific; RNA polymerase II transcription regulatory region sequence-specific DNA binding; protein dimerization activity. Gene Ontology annotation, biological process: regulation of transcription by RNA polymerase II. Lineage: Eukaryota; Metazoa; Chordata; Actinopteri; Syngnathiformes; Syngnathidae. Bases 1 to 2763 code for a protein of 920 amino acids. The record is from RefSeq and is a predicted model, not a curated record.